AUGGUCAGUACGCGAUCCUCCUCCCGCGCCGACAGCAUCGGCCCCGAGUCGACAUCGCCGCCCUCAACACCAACAUCCACCUCCCGCAAGCGCAAGUCCGUCACCUCCGCGCCCUCAACCACCACCUCCACCCGCCGUCGCGCCCACAAGGCAUCCUCAUCCGCCUUCGAACACGCACCCACCUUCUGGACCCUCCUCUGGAUGGGCAUCUCCCUCCCCCUCGUCACCUGGGACACGGGCUACGUCCUCGGCCGUCCGCACACGAUGGAGGGCGGCGCCGCCCACUGGCCGCUCUGGCUGCCCUACAAGCUGUACGGCGAGGUCGACCACAUCUACGGGUGGAAGGCAUUCCGCGCAAACAACGGCUUCACCUCUGCGCAGGGCUUCCUCAACGUCCUCGAGACCUUGAUGUACGCCGUGUACUUGUGGCUGUGGUAUUCGCGCGGCGAGGUCACCAGCCAGGGGAGGGUUGUGACGGGUCGCAUUGGCGCGUUGGCCGUCUUGAUUGGCUUUAGCUCGGCUGUCAUGACGCUGAGCAAGACUGUUCUUUAUUGGGCGAAUGAGUACUUUUCGGGCUUUGACAACAUUGGCCAUAAUAACCCUAUUGAUUUGAUCUUUCUCUGGAUUAUUCCCAAUGGCGCAUGGCUCGUCGGCUCCGCAUACAUGAUCUGGUCCAUGGGCGCCGAAAUCCUCGACGGUCUAGAGGCUGCUUCCCAUGCUAAGAAGGAAUAA
Messenger RNA from Pochonia chlamydosporia 170, 732 nucleotides. RefSeq names its product C6 transcription factor. The transcript has 3 exons. NCBI's taxonomy places the organism in Eukaryota, Fungi, Ascomycota, Sordariomycetes, Hypocreales, Clavicipitaceae. The record is from RefSeq and is a predicted model, not a curated record. Bases 1 to 732 code for a protein of 243 amino acids.